Messenger RNA from Lingula anatina, 2839 nucleotides. Its product is annotated as kelch-like protein 7. Gene Ontology annotation, biological process: protein ubiquitination. Gene Ontology annotation, molecular function: protein binding. The record is from RefSeq and is a predicted model, not a curated record. Gene Ontology annotation, cellular component: Cul3-RING ubiquitin ligase complex. NCBI's taxonomy places the organism in Eukaryota, Metazoa, Brachiopoda, Lingulata, Lingulida, Lingulidae.
UAUUUGCAAACUUCUGUAACUAUUCAAUCCAGUGUAAAACGGGUUUUUAACUGAUCGAUAGGCUCAUCUUGUAAGCGCGCCACCUACAGUCUUGUUAAUUGCCUAUUGAGCCGACUGCUGAAAGGCUGUAAAAUGUGAGCAAUGACAGAUGGUUCAGACCAAGAAGAAGAAACCAUAGAAGCAAGUUUGAGACCUUUGAGAGGCGGAACUUUAUAUAGUAUUACAGGCUUAAUCGUGAGAGGGGGAAUCCAUCACCACAUGUCCCAGCCACUGCUGUCGAGGAUGAGCGACAGUGGAAUCACGACAGGGACACCAAAUCAACACGUGUCCAUAGGUGACAGAGCAGGAACAUCUGGAGGGCCGUCUAGACUCUCUUCCGCAUUGGUUAUGACAGGGGGGUUAGGUCAGACUCGUAGAGGUGGUGGCGACACUCAGAGCCCCCUGUUGGGGGAUGAUAGAACUAAUAAUGAAGGUGGAUUCCAUGGUUCAGUUGCUAGAAUCUCAGAGAGACAGGCAGAGUUUUUUCGCUGUAUGAACGGGAUGAGGCAAAGAGAAGAGAUGACAGAUGUUAUUCUGAUAGUGGAGGGACAUGAGUUUAAAGCGCACAGGGUAGUGCUGGCAGCUUGCAGCAGCUUCUUUCAUGCCAUGUUCACGUCCAAUAUGACAGAGGCCCAAACAUCGAGGGUCGAGCUGCAGGAUAUUUAUCAUGGAACAGUUGAGGCGAUAAUAGAUUUUGCAUACACUGCAGAUAUUCAGUUAAAUGAUUCCAAUGUUCAAGAGCUCCUCUCAGCUGGAAAUCGUUACCAGAUUCAGCCAAUCAAAGACGCAUGUUGCCAUUACCUAACACAGCAGCUGAGUGCAGCAAACUGCCUUGGGAUUAAAGACUUUGCAGAUUUUCAUAACUGCCCUGAGCUGUGUGAAGCUGCCAGUAACUUUGCAUAUCUGCAUUUUAGAGAGGUAUGCCAGGGAGAGGAGUUUCUGAAACAGAGGCCAGAAUCUGUGACUGACUUGUUGUCUAAGGAUGAAUUGACUGUGAAAUGCGAAGAUGAGGUGUAUGAUGCUGCCAUACGCUGGUUAAAGCAUGAUUUGCCAGCAAGGUUCGAGCAUAAGGAGAGCAUUCUGGGAAGGAUUCGUUUCCCGCUGAUAACACGUCACUACUUGACUACUCAUGUCCAGCAUGAGGGCCUGUUACAAGAUAACUGUGACUGCUUGAAGAUGAUCAUUGGAGGAAUGCAGUAUCACUUACUUGGGGAGGAGGAGAGACGUGCAGCAGAGACGGUCUCCACUGUGACACCACGCAGGAAGAAGUACGACUUCCAGAUCGCUUGUUUUGGAGGCUCAGAAACUGGUACUUGUCAGUACUUUAAUCCCAAGGGACAGUGUUGGUCCAACUUUCCACCCAUGCCCGAAAAAAGGAACGGUCACUCAGCGGUCAACGUGGGCAGUUGUGUGUACAUCAUUGGUGGAUCGUACCAUUUCCCCAUGACAAGGAUACACAGGUACAGCAUUGCUACGCAGAGGUGGGAUUCUGUUAAUGCCAGACUUGAGGACGGCCGGGAGAACCUUGCAGCCUGUGAGCUGGAUGGAAAAGUGUACAUCUGUGGAGGGACAUCAACACAUGGAAGCACUUCUCACAGGACCACAGAAUUAUUUGACCCUUCAAGAGAUCACCUGUCUUUCCUAAAACCUCUGAUCCACCCGCGCUUUGAGCACGGUCUGGUGGUCUGUAAGGGCUUCCUCUACGCCUGUGGGGGCGCUAUGAGCAACAACAGGCCCCUUAAACUGUGCGAGAGAUUUUCUACUACUUUGAACAAGUGGAUAGAGAUUCCUCCCAUGCACUUUGCCAGGAAAGGUUUGGGGCUGGCAGCAGUGGAUGGAAAGAUAUACGCAUUUGGCGGCCAAGAUGAAUUGACUGUGCUUGACACCGUGGAAUGCUACGACCCUGUUUACAACUUGUGGACUUUCUGUGCCAAGAUGCCAUACCGUCUUUGCCAAGUGAAGUCCGUUGUCAUUGGUGGAUCUAUCUGGAUCCUUUCAGGAAUGAGAGACUCCAGUCGAUUGGGCAAUGCUCUGGAAUACAAACCAGCCGAGGAUCGCUGGGUGUUUCAUUACAAUACCAGAUCUACCAUCAUGAAUUCUGUUGCUACAGUGACUGUGGACACGUGUGUUGUAUAAUUUUUUUUUAUUGAUUUUGGAAAUUAUGAAUUAAUGAAGUUAUAAAUAACACUUACAUCUCAGAUGAAAAAAUAUUGAAGUUGCAGAGUUAAAACAAAGUUAAAACAUUUGUUGAAAAACAGGGACUGGUUUUCCCAAAGUUAGGUUCUUUAUGUUUGUAGCAUUUCAGUUGCAGCUUCAGUUGUAAAUUCUUACAACAGGAGUGAUAGAAAUGGUAGGAACCGUAGCCCAUUCCCCAUUACAGGUGACAUUUGUCCCAUGCACUAAGCCCAAUACUCCGACUGACCCUACCUGUACUAAUCACAUGGGACCCCAGACAUCCAUUCCUAGGACUACCAUUCCUGUCACACCGGCCUGAAGUAACCGAUCAUUAUUGCCACCAAUCAGCAUGUGUCACAUCAGUGGGCUAGAUAUAUAUAUGUACACAGGCACGGCAAUAGAUCAAUUAACUUUAAGUUGAAAAUAUUUUAAGUAGAAAAUGAAAAAAAGUAUGUGCAAACUUCUCAUCAACGAUAUUUAUUUUUAUUUUUAUUUUGGAGGUAAACGAAUCCUGUUUGAUGUAAAUAUAAAUUUGCUAAAGCUGCCUCUGAGUCUGUCUGCUGCGAAACAUUGCCUUUAUUUUGGUAUUGGAAUAAAUAUUGUAAAGCAAAUGUUUUUUUUUUUU